CCCCGAUCAGAACACAACCAUGGCCAGGAGCGAGUGGGUCCUCUGUCUACUGGCUUUUCUCCCGUUCAUACAGGGAUGGUACCACAACCAGAACCAAAACUCCAAUGUUAAUAUCAACAUGAAUUCUCCGGAUCCGUUUGUGUUUGUAAGCCAUUCCAACACAGCCUCCAACCCCGGUACAAAUGUUGUCACCCACUCUCAGGGGGCACAUGAUUCGUUUGUCAAUUUGAACUUCCAUGCUCCAAUCAGCAACCACUUCGCUCCUACCCUCACUAUUGGAGGGGGAGGAGGCGGUCCGGCAAAAACACCAUCAGCUCCCAAAACACCAAAAGCCCCCAAAAAGUCACCAGCACCGAAAAAAUCACCGAAGAAGAUGAAGCGUCCCAAGAAGAAAUCGCCUUCUCCACCGAAAGCUAAAUACCACGCCCCAGCGACCACCCCUCCUCCAAUUCCCACCACGCCACCGCAAAACACACCAAAGAAAACACCCAAAAAAGCGCCAAAGAAGAAAAGUCCUAAAGGUUCUCCCAAAAAGUCUCCCUCUGGCAAUCCACAGGGCGGACCUCCGUCUUAUCCACCCAAACGACCACAGGCUCAUUACGUGAACAUUAAAUCUAUCCAAUACCCCAGCAACAAGGUGACCGUCAUUGGUAACCAAAACGAGGUCCAUACCGUGGCUGGAUUACGCAAUAAUAUCAAGUAUCAGAAAUCGGUACUGCCGGCACCAGCUCCUAACCCUAGCAUGAAACUCUUACUGAACCUUUUGCAGAAAAUGAUCAUUAAAGUAAACAAUAAACCUGCACCAACUACAACAACAACGACGUCAACAACAACAACAGCUCCUGAUACAACUACGACAACAGAAGCCACUACAACCACAACAACUGCCGCCACCACCACCACCACAGAGGCUACCACCACAACCACCACUCCUGAAAUGACAACUCCUACAACUACAACAACAACUACCCCGGCCAGCACGACCCCGCUACCGUUCCCAACCUACACCGUCCAGCCCAUCGACCAGAAGGGCCUGCUAAUGGAGGUGUUACUGCAACACAUGAUAGCUCAGCCUAGUUCCGGUGGAGCCACCUUGGACUACGUGGGUCAGAACGGUAACCAUGUGUCACUUAACAGUGCCUCAGGGUCACAGGCAAGUAGUUUGGGAUCUCCAAGUUCCUCAUUGUUAGGUAGCCUGGGACUUUCGUCUCAACCAUCUACUGGAGGUUCUUCACUGUUGAGUAGUCUUGGUCUUUCGUCUCAAUCUGCAACUGGAGGUUCUCAGGCCAACACAAAUCUGGGACAACAGUUAGGUUUGGGUGCAGGAUUUGGAAACUCUGUUGCGCUUGAUGUGUACGCAGCUGCUCUUGCAAAAUCGACUACACCCAACCCAUUACUUGACCCCUAUCAACUGUCCGGGCUUCUCUCGGGACCAGCUAGCGGCGGCGCUGCCCAAGGAGCUCCGGCUGAUCUCACCUGGCUACAAAACUACAUCCCACAGUUAGCCCUGGCGAAGCACGGGAAAGUAGCAGUUGUAAAUAAGUUGGCCAACAAAAGCAAAACGAAAGCAUUCAUCAGCAAGAAACUAUCAGUUUAAAAAAUACCGUUCAGUAUUAACAGAAGGAAACUUACAUGUAUGUAUUGUUGAAGUGUAUGCGGAUGCUGCAAAAUUGCGUGGACUUGUGUUGACUUUGUAAAUACCUCAAGUGAUGUUCCCGUAAUCGCUCUUAAAUUAUUUUUCAAGU
Molecule: messenger RNA, 1745 nt
Organism: Magallana angulata
Lineage: Eukaryota; Metazoa; Mollusca; Bivalvia; Ostreida; Ostreidae
Product: mucin-5AC-like
Exons: 2
Coding region: 20-1597 (525 amino acids)
Source: RefSeq, a predicted model, not a curated record